Molecule: messenger RNA, 1860 nt
Organism: Pisolithus orientalis
Lineage: Eukaryota; Fungi; Basidiomycota; Agaricomycetes; Boletales; Pisolithaceae
Product: L-Aspartase-like protein
Exons: 4
Coding region: 85-1566 (493 amino acids)
Molecular function (GO): catalytic activity
Source: RefSeq, a predicted model, not a curated record
GUUUUAUUUGUUUCCCAGGGACUCUGACAUAUCAUCGAAGCUCGCCGGAUGCUUUGGAUCCAACUAUAGCAAUCUAAUACUACUAUGAGCGCUAUCUUUCAAAACAUACUAUCCCACCCAGAGAUCGCAGCCAUCUGGUCAGAUACCGGACGGACUUCAUUCUACCUCGAGUUCGAGCGUGCCUUGGCACUCGUGCAGGCAGAUCUGGGAAUAAUUCCUAGGGAGGCCGCAGAUGCGAUAGCAGAAUUCUGCAGUGACGUAUCCAACGUUGACCUUGAGGACCUCAGGGAACAGACCGAGAAAAUCGGUUACCCUGUAUUAGGUCUAGUCAAGCAAAUCGUGCGCCAUGUGAAUGCCAAGGCGCCCGGUUGCGGUGAAUGGGCUCACUGGGGCGCUACGACCCAGGACGUUACGGAUACCGCUACGGUCCUCCAACUCCGCCAAACCGUGGGCAUCAUCACCGCCUCACUUGAUGCGAUCAUCAUCAAUCUUCGCAGUCUCGCAAAUGCUCACAAAGCCACGCCCAUGGCCGCAAGAAGCAACCUCCAACAAGCUGUUCCCAUAACUUUCGGUUUUAAACUUGCUCGUCUCUUGUGCACGUUCCAGCGACACCAUGAACGACUCUUACAACUCAAACCUCGCCUCUUCGUCCUCCAGUUCGGUGGUGCAGCCGGCACUCUGGCUACCCUUCCCGCUGACAAAGCUUUGCAGUGUCAGGCAGCACUUGCACAAGCCCUCCAGCUCGCACCUCCAGAAAUUGCCUGGCACACAGAACGAGACCGGUUCGCCGAACUGGCUGGGUUCUUCACGCUACUUUCCAGCACCUGCGCCAAGUUCGCAUUGGACAUGAAACUUCUCAUGCAAUCGGAAAUUGGAGAAGUGUCGGAACCAUUCUACGAGCAUCGCGGCUCAUCCUCUACUAUGCCACAGAAGAGGAACCCCAUUUCAUGUGCAUACGUAUCUGCCAUCGCAACUGCAGUGCGGCAAUAUUCGACCACCAUUUAUGAAGCUAUGGUCGCGGACCAUGAACGCUCAACAGGGCCAUGGGAGGUUGAAUGGAUUGUUUUACCAGAAAUUUGCACUCUAACAGGUGCUGCCCUUAAACAUACACGAGACCUUGUGGCAGGUUUGCAAGUCCAUCCCGAAACUAUGAUGAGGAACUUGGACAUCACCAAAGGAGGGAUCGUUGCGGAGGCUGUCAUGAUGGGACUCGCGCCACAAAUCGGGAGGCAAGUGGCGCACGACGUGGUGUAUGAGAUAUGUCGGCAAAGCACAGAAAACAACGUGGACUUGCUCCACCUCCUGUGUGCAGACGAACGUGUGAUGUCAGCAGGACUUUUAAAGGCGCGACUUGAACAACUGUGCGAUCCGAAGAACUACUUAGGCCUUUCGGUCGAGAUGGUCGAACUACGUAGCGGACAUGAAAACCCCCCCGGAGCUUUUGAAGAUUUCAGAGAACCUUUGACAUGGAAUCGGCUACCGGUCCCAGCCGACCUCUGGGAAACGACGCAACCUACUCGAGUUACGAAGUCGAAGGGAUCGCUGAAACAUAUGAUCUUCAAAUAGCCCACCAUCUUCCCAAGGUUUUCUGGAUGGCGUAUUCCAAAAACUGUCGACUUCCAUACGAUACACUGGUUGCUGUACAUGGGCGCGCACCGAUCAGACACGACGUACUCGAACGGCUCCAGUCCAACUCAAUUUGGGCUGAAGCAUGCAAAUUUGUCGAUCAUUCUUUCCAAGUGUGGACCAUCUUAUCUGCCAUGAUGCAUGAUAUGCCUUGCGGCUUGACCGCCGAACCAUUACAAUUGUGCCAUUGGUUUCUUGCAAACAUCAUACUUUCAGGGGGUGGUCACCCACGGG